AUGGCCAAGACAAGGAAGAAGAAGAGGACGCAUGUCCCGAGCAACGAUGUACCGGGGAAGCCUGGUCAAGCAAACCGACACCCGAAGAGCAUGGUCAUCCGAAUGGGCGCUGGCGACGUCGGGCCCAGCGUCACCCAGCUGGCGAAGGAUUUCCGGACCGUGAUGGAACCGGACACUGCGAGUAGACUGAAGGAACGGAAAGCGAACAAAUUAAAAGACUAUAUCGCCAUGGCUGGCCCACUGGGGGUAACACACCUGUUCCUGUUUUCGCGAUCCAAGACCGGCAACGUGCACUUUAGAGUCGCGCUGGCCCCUCGCGGUCCGACCAUCACUUUCCGAGUCGAGCGAUAUGCGCUGGCCAAAGAUAUCGCCAAAGCCCAGAAACAUCCGCGCGGCGGUGGAAAGGAAUAUCUUCAUGCGCCGUUGCUGGUCAUGAAUAACUUCACCUCACAGACGGCAGGAGAGCCUAAUGCAGACCCGAUCAAGAAACAACUCGAGUCCCUAACAACGACCGUGUUCCAGGGCAUCUUUCCUCCGAUCAGCCCUCAGACCACAUCGUUAAACUCGAUCAAGCGGAUUCUGCUGUUGAACCGUGAAUCCCAGGCAGACGGGACGUAUGUGAUCAGCCUGCGACACUAUGCAAUCACGACUCGCAAAGCCGGUGUCUCGAAACGAGUCCGCAGAUUCGACCCCAGCGAACAGCGGCUGAGAGAGAAGAAGACGGGCGCUCUACCCAACCUGGGCAAACUGGACGAUGUGGCGGACUACAUCCUGGAUCCAGCCGCCGGCGGAUAUACCUCGGCCAGUGAGACCGAGCUGGACACCGACGCCGAGGUCGAGGUGCUGCAGUCCACCACGCAGCGCGUGCUGAGCCGACGAGAACAACAGAAACAGCAGGACGGCGAAAAGGACAAGGCAAAAGCAGCAGAUGCUGGCUCCAACGUCGAGAAACGAGCGGUCAAACUGGUCGAGUUGGGCCCGCGCAUGCGGCUGCGUAUGGUGAAAGUGGAAGAAGGCAUCUGCGAGGGUCGAGUGAUGUGGAAUGAAUUCGUCAAGAAGACAAAGGUCGAGGAGAAGGAAUUGGAUGAGAAGUGGGAGCAGAGGCGGAAAGAGAAAGAGGCGCGCAAGAAACAGCAGAAAGAGAAUGUCGAACGGAAGAAGAUGCUCAAAAAGAAUACAAAGGCGAACGCUGGAGGUGGUGGUGCAGAUGGUGAAGACGACGAUGACGAAGAGGAGUGGGAUAGCGAUGAGCUCGAAGACUGGGAUGAUGUUAACGACGUCGUUGGUGACGAUGAAGUGGAAGCUGAAGACGAUGAAGACGAAGAGAUGGAAGGCUGA
Messenger RNA from Capronia coronata CBS 617.96, 1338 nucleotides. RefSeq lists its product as uncharacterized. Gene Ontology annotation, molecular function: rRNA binding. Bases 1 to 1338 code for a protein of 445 amino acids. The transcript has 2 exons. Gene Ontology annotation, cellular component: preribosome, large subunit precursor. The record is from RefSeq and is a predicted model, not a curated record. Lineage: Eukaryota; Fungi; Ascomycota; Eurotiomycetes; Chaetothyriales; Herpotrichiellaceae. Gene Ontology annotation, biological process: rRNA processing; ribosomal large subunit assembly.